AUAUAUUUUUAUUUUAGUGCUAGGUUUUAAUGGAAAUGUUUCAGUUAAAUAGUUUUAACCUGAUACGAAUAGUGCACGCUUAAAGAUAAUUCCAACGUGAUACUGAACGUUUUAUGUUGUUGUAAAAUUCCAAAGGGAACCCAGUUAUUUAUUCAAUUUGGAGCUACAUGUCACUGGAUUACCUAGGCGGAAUAGUUUUAAAGGACGGUUUACUCUCAAAAGAAUCUGCAUCGCUUGGUACAGGAGGUAAUGACUUCUGGUCGGAGGAAGACGUUAUUCAAGACUACCCUAAUAACUACAGUACAUUCAUUAACCUACAUGGAGUCAGGCAAUUGCUCAAGGAUACCCUUGCCGUACCGGGAGUUUUCCAAAAAAUAGAUGAAUUAAACAUACAGAUACAACCUGCUAGAAAGCGGCGAAAUCUUUACAAAAGAGUUGCGUUCGAUUCAAUUGCUCAUCAAGGUGGAUUGUCUGGACUGAGUUCAGCACCGGGAAAGCCGCACAAAUUGGCAUUUACCUUUGAAAAUUUACUGCCAUACCUUAUCAGUGAAAUGAGAAGAAACCACAGAGGUAUUGAAACCGACAGCGAUUAUGUUUCAUGAUUGGUGGACAUGAACAUUUCCCAUGGAUUUUUUUCCGUUUUUUAUUUCCUAAAUUUUUUGUUUCUAACUUAUGCGUUGUAUUCUUUGAUCAGUUGACAUAUACCCAAUGUAAUUAAUUGUUUCGCCAUGCAUUCACUUUACAAAAUUAUUUUUAAAGAAACAAGCUCCAUACCGAAUAAGUCAAAGUAAAUAAAAACAACAUGUUCUUUGAAAUGCUGUUUUUAUAAGUAGCUUCAUGUAUAGCUUGCAAGAUGUUUGCUUUGGAUUUUUUUUGAAGAAAUAUUACUAUAGUGCAUACUAUUAAAUACACGUCGGCUUAAGAUCAUUUAUAAAUAUAGAAACCUCUGGUUUGUGAACAAUUCAUUUCAGUACGAACUUGCUUUAAAGAUGUUGUACUUAUAUUUAAAGCUGUGCAGUUUAUUCACCUAUAUAAACGUAUUCCACAAAUGGCAAUUACGGGCUUUUACGGAUAAACCCUUCACAACCUUUUAUUGUUAUGCGUUUGCCCCCCCCCCCCCUUUCCCGACCUCCAGCGCGACAGAAAGAUAGUGGUAUUUGCAUAUCUUGCUCUGAUGUUUGAAUUAAAAAAAUAUAACUGAUAUUAAGAAUUCAUCAAUAAAUACAAAUAUUAAUAUCACAUAUAUAGAGGGUUUUAUUAAAUGAUUGUAUCAAAAAAGUUCUUUAUUCCCAAUGCUAAUAUUUCGCGAUUGCAUAUAUAACUUUGUCCAGAAAUUUGCUUUCCUUUUGUAAUAACAUAGAGAAAAAAAAAUAUAAAUCGAGGUAAUUUGGUUAAAUAAAAUUUAGAGAAUGAUGAAGAUAUUUUGAGACUGUUUCUUUAAAUUAAAGUUGUUUGAGGUUCACAUUAAAAUGUAGUAAAAAAGGAAGAUAUCUUUUAUUUUUUUCAUAACUAUUUAUGUUUAUACGAUGUUGUGGUUUAUAUGCAUUUAUUAUGAAUUUGGUAUUUUAUAAAUAAAAAAUCGUAAUGUCAUUCCUUUCAUAUUUCAAGUCCUUUCUGUGACUUGCCUAUCGAUGUCUAUACAAUUCAUUUGGUAUAUGUGUCUCUUUCUCGAAUUCCUGUAAAUUGAUGUAGGAUCUAAAAGAACAUCCACUAUUAGUUAAUGAAUUAUGUCUUUACAAUUGGAACCAUUUAUCUUCGCAAUUGAACACAAUUUAACUACUGUAACUUACUCCUCGAAGCAAUCUAAGGUUACUACAUUGAUUAAAAUUAAAUUAUUUUAGAACCACAUCGAUACUUAAACUGGAUUCUUCAAAAUAAUAAGUUAUUUUUUACUACUUUUGAAAUAUUUUCCAUAAAAAAGAGUAUCAAACCUUUUUUUGGAAUUACACCAACCCAAAAGUAAACUUACAACAGAAGUAAUGAGCUGUAGUAAACUGUAAAACACCGGUAACGUUUUCGUAUGGCAAAAAAAUAUCCAAAAUAUUUAUUGAUAGGAUUGAUAGGUCAAUAUGUAUCCCAUAUUACCGACUUAUCGUUUUAAUGCGUCAGUUAGCCAACAGAUAACAACUUAUCAAAAUGUUAUUCAAAUUGUCGCAGAGCGUUAUCCUAGAAUUUGAGCAUGAUUUUGCU
Mya arenaria is the source of this 2190-nucleotide messenger RNA. RefSeq lists its product as uncharacterized. The record is from RefSeq and is a predicted model, not a curated record. Bases 168 to 602 code for a protein of 144 amino acids. Lineage: Eukaryota; Metazoa; Mollusca; Bivalvia; Myida; Myidae. The transcript is spliced from 2 exons.